GUCUUCUGCUGGAAGCUUAACAAAUCUCAACCGCCUGCUUCAGAGACUUAAUAUCUGUGUGUGUUAGCCAGGUGUUUGAUUUUGCCUAGUGUCUGAUUAACUGAUUAACACCCAUUUACCCCCUCUGUGUCUUCUGACUGUCCACUACUGUCCUGCGUCUCUGAAUGUGUGUACUUUUGCCCCUCAGUGUAUUUGUGUGUUUCUGUUUGUACACCCUGCUUUGUGUCUUUCUCCGAUUGUCACAUUGUGUGACUGAAGGCCUCUUGUCCCCUGUGUUCGUGCAGCAUAAGCUGAAAUCUUCACAGAAGGACAAGGUACGACAGUUCAUGUCCUUCACGCAAGCGGGGGAGAAGACAGCUGUGUACUGCCUCACUCAGAAUGACUGGAAACUAGAGGUGGCCACCGACAACUACUUCCAGAACCCAGACCUCUACUUCAAGGAAUCCAUGAAAACCUCAGUCGACAGAAAGAAGCUGGAGCAGCUCUACAACAGAUACAAAGAUCCUCAGGAUGAGAAUAAGAUUGGGAUUGAUGGAAUACAACAGUUUUGUGAUGAUCUCAAUCUGGACCCGGCCAGCAUAAGUGUUCUGGUAGUGGCAUGGAAAUUCCGAGCAGCGACGCAGUGCGAGUUCAGCAGGAAGGAGUUCCUCGAUGGCAUGACGGACUUGGGGUGUGAUAGUCCAGAGAAACUCCGGGCUCUGCUGCCUCGAUUGGAACAGGAACUGAAAGACAGUGGAAAGUUUAAGGACUUUUACCAGUUUACAUUCAACUUUGCAAAGAAUCCUGGACAGAAGGGUUUAGAUUUAGAGAUGGCGGUAGCUUACUGGAACCUAGUUCUGACCGGUCGUUUCAAGUUUCUUGACCUCUGGAAUAGAUUUUUAUUGGAGCACCAUAAGCGAUCAAUUCCAAGAGAUACGUGGAACUUGCUUCUGGAUUUUGGCAACAUGAUUGCAGAUGAUAUGUCAAACUAUGAUGAGGAAGGAGCGUGGCCAGUACUCAUAGAUGACUUUGUGGAAUAUGCCCGGCCAAUUGUGACUGGAUCAAAGCGCAAAACUGUAUAGGACUGGCUCCGCUGUUUGACAGCUUGGGUCUUUGUCACCUCACUGAAUUCAGCUUUUUUUAAAGACUUGUAUAAAAUUACACACACACAAACAAACAAACAAAAAGGGAAAAAAAGAAGAAACGCUUGAAAACUCCAAGCUUGAUGACAGAAGAAGGGGAUAGAAAAGACUCAGGCCUCAAUGCAGUACAAAGGAGAAAAGGUCCAGAUGAAAGUGGGAGACUCAAGCUUUGUUUUAGAGCUGUCACGUGCACGAUGUCAGCUGCUGCUGCUGGUGAACUAAUCUUGUCUUGAGACCCUGAGGGAUUCUGGGGGAUCUCCACAAAUCCAGUACCUCAUCCUCAUGGCAGAAUGGCAGACAGUGUCCCACUUGCACACCUAUCCCAUUCACACUCUGCAUCACAGAACACUAGGACAUGAAGUAACGUGUUUCACAACAGAAUUUUUUUGUUUGUUGCCUGGAUACGUACCUCCUUUAAGACUUAACAUGAUGUAUAGAUCAAAUGCACUUUCAAAACCAGAGACCCCUGGACAGAGCAGCAUGCAGCUCACACCACCAGCACAAAACUUGUUGCCGUUGUAAAAUACUGUAUCUACUGUAGCAGUAUGUACAGAGAUGACUAUUAUAAAUAAAACAAUAUUUUAUAAAAUAUGAAAAAGUCAUUUAUAAAUGUGUGGAAAGGUGAUUUGUGUAAAGGAAAAAUGAAUAACUCUUCUUUAAUGCCUCAGUAUCACAUAUGGUUUCAUUUUAGGUCAUGUAUUCCACUAACAUUGCGCUCUUGCAGAAUCUGGUUUAAGAGCAAUGCCAUUCAGUGUUUCUCAUUUUUUUGUUUAUCAGUCGCAGAAUUAUGUAAAAAUAAAUUAUUGCCCAAGUA
Messenger RNA from Pygocentrus nattereri (red-bellied piranha), 1935 nucleotides. RefSeq names its product DCN1, defective in cullin neddylation 1, domain containing 2a (gene dcun1d2a). Gene Ontology annotation, biological process: protein neddylation; positive regulation of ubiquitin-protein transferase activity. Lineage: Eukaryota; Metazoa; Chordata; Actinopteri; Characiformes; Serrasalmidae. The coding region runs from base 165 to 1061 and encodes 298 amino acids. The record is from RefSeq and is a predicted model, not a curated record. Gene Ontology annotation, cellular component: ubiquitin ligase complex. The transcript has 6 exons. Gene Ontology annotation, molecular function: ubiquitin-like protein binding; cullin family protein binding; ubiquitin conjugating enzyme binding.